Messenger RNA from Setaria italica (foxtail millet), 1278 nucleotides. RefSeq names its product NAC domain-containing protein 67. The transcript has 2 exons. Gene Ontology annotation, molecular function: DNA binding. The record is from RefSeq and is a predicted model, not a curated record. The coding region runs from base 80 to 916 and encodes 278 amino acids. Gene Ontology annotation, biological process: regulation of DNA-templated transcription. NCBI's taxonomy places the organism in Eukaryota, Viridiplantae, Streptophyta, Magnoliopsida, Poales, Poaceae.
GAACCUCCCCACUCCAGCUCCCCUCCCCUCCGACUGCCUCAGCAGCCGUCACCCACCCCACCCACCGCUAGCAGCAGCAAUGGUGGUCCCGGCGCACCGCCGCGACGCCGAGGCGGAACUGAACCUGCCCCCGGGCUUCCGCUUCCACCCCACCGACGAGGAGCUCGUGGCGCACUACCUCUGCGCGCGGGCGGCGGGGCGCGCGCCGCCGGUGCCCAUCAUCGCCGAGGUCGACCUCUACCGCUUCGACCCCUGGGAGCUCCCCGAGCGCGCCCUCUUCGGCCGCCGCGAGUGGUACUUCUUCACCCCCCGGGACCGCAAGUACCCCAACGGCUCCCGCCCAAACCGCGCCGCCGGGACAGGGUACUGGAAGGCCACCGGCGCCGACAAGCCCGUCGAGCACGCGGGCCGGACCGCGGGGAUCAAGAAGGCGCUCGUCUUCUACCACGGCAAGCCGCCGCGCGGGGUGAAGACCGAGUGGAUCAUGCACGAGUACCGGCUCGCCGGCGCCGGCGCCAAGAAGCCCGGCAAAGACGGCUCCCUCAGGCUGGACGACUGGGUGCUCUGCCGCCUGUAUCAUAAGAAGAACGAGUACGAAAAAAUGCAGGGGCACAAGGAGAAGGUCGUGGAGGCGGAGGCGUCGCUCACCGACACGCGCACGCCGGAGUCGGAGAUCGACGACGACGCGUUCCCGGCGUUCGACGACAUGGCUCCCGCUCCCGCUCCCACCACCGCCCCCGCCCCCGCCGGCGCCGUCCAGCCCAAGGAGGAGGUGCAGGAUUUCGGCAGCCUCGGCGGCGACGACUGGCUCGCGGGGAUCAACCUCGACGACCUGCAGAUGGACGCCGACUUCAACAUGCUCGUGUCGCCGGUGGCCCCCAAGGCGGAUCAGGACGGCGGCUUUCCGUUCUUCUGAGCCUGUGCUCUGCUCCGACUCCGAAGAGGGAUGCAGCUGCAAUUGUGACUGUGAAUAGUUCAGAUUUGUUCUCGAUUCAGAGAAACAAAAUCUUCUGCUGAUAUAUGUCUGGUUCUAGUGUUGUAGUGCAGAAGUAGCAGUAUGCAGUUUAGUUAAGGAUUGGAGUCCAGUGUAGUGGACUGAAGCUCGUCAUUGGAGCUGUGUCAAGUGACAACAUUCAUUCGUUUCUGGUUCAGUAGUUUAUCACCUCUAGUCUUAAUUAGAUUUGUUUCUUUGGAAUUCAGAUGGGAAAAUGGCAUGCAGCCCCGUUUAUGUUCCUUUGCCUUCUGAACAUUGGAUGAUUAGCACAUCUCUGUUUGGCA